Molecule: messenger RNA, 1614 nt
Organism: Cucumis melo (muskmelon)
Lineage: Eukaryota; Viridiplantae; Streptophyta; Magnoliopsida; Cucurbitales; Cucurbitaceae
Exons: 6
Coding region: 1-1614 (537 amino acids)
Molecular function (GO): zinc ion binding
Source: RefSeq, a predicted model, not a curated record
AUGGUGGAAAAGAACGGUGGAAAAGAGGCAAAAGAAGAUGAGGAGAAGAGAAGUAGUAAUAGUGUUCAACAUGUUCUAAAGAUUGUUGAAAAUAAAGAUGUGAGUUGGUUCUUGACAUUGGUUAAGGAUCAAUCUACCCAAUAUCCUUUAGUUGCUCAUUCUGUAAAUACGAUUUUGGAUGUUUCAGUUGGUUCUUCUUGUUCUUCUUCCAUAGUUGAGGUUGAUUUGGGAGAUGAAUUAGUAAUUUUUAGAGAUGUUGAUAUUACUAAUAGUAAGGAUGGGUUGACUUUUAAGGAGAAGGAUUUGUUUUGUAGUAAAGAAAUUUUGCUGAAGUCAUUUCGCUUUAUAGCUGUCAAGAGUAAUUUUGAAUUUAAGACAUUGAGAUCUAAUUCAAGAUCAAUUGAGUUGAGAUGUAAUGAAGAUGGUUGUCUUUGGUUUGUUAGAGCGUCGCGUUAUAAAAGAAGUGAAUUAUGGAUGAUUCGAAAAGACGUUAGUGAUCAUAGUUGCUCAAUGAUUGUUCAUUCUUCUCAUAAGCAAGCAUCUUCAGAAUUUGUUAGUCAUUGUAUGAUUGAUUAUUUGAGGUAUAGUUAUUCUCAUUCAACACCAAAAGAUAUCAUCCAUCAUAUGCGUAUGAAUUAUGGAGUUUCUGUUAGUUAUUAUAAGGCUUGGAGAGCAAAAGAAUCUGUUAUGAAGUUGUUGAAAGGAGAUGUCGAUGAUUCUUAUGCUUUGAUUCCAAAGUUCUUCUCAAAGCUAAAAGAAAUAAAUCCAGCUGGUUCAUUUACUGCAUACGAAAUAGAUCCAAAUGGCCAUUUGAAAUAUUGUUUUAUGGCUAUUGCAUCAUCAAUUGAAGAUUGGAGAUAUUGGAGACCAAAUAUAGCCGUUGAUGGGACAUUUUUAAAGUGUAAGUAUGGUGAAACAUUGUUAACUGCUGCAACUAUGGAUGGUAAUAGUAAAAUUUUCCCUCUUGCAUUUAUUAUAGUAGAUUCGGAGAAUGAUGCUUCUUGGAAAUGCUUGAAUUCUAAGUUGAAGAUUGAUAGAGACUUACCGGUUGCAUCCUUGCUUGAGGCCAUUAGAGAGUUUCUUCAACGGUGGUUUUAUGAGAGAAGAAAAGCAGUCUCAUGUUUAAAGAGUGUUUUGAGUUCUUGGGCUGAAGGACUAAUAAGAAAGCUAGUUGAUGAAUCAAGAAGCUUCAUUGUGAAUCCUGUGAGUGAAGUUGAAUUUCAAGUAGUUGAUGAAGGCAAGAAUUUUUUAGUAAAGUUGAAUUGUAAUAGCUGCAGUUGCCUUUUUUGGGAUCUAGAAAAAAUUCCAUGUGUUCAUGCUCUUAUUGUCAUUCGUAGUCUUAAUUUGAAUCCUUAUGCAUUCGUUUCACAUUAUUACUAUGCUACUGUAUUGUUUGCAACUUAUGGUGGUUUAGUUCGUCCGAUUGGUAACCAUACUGAUUGGAGUGUUGUAGAGGUGAACGACAAUAUAUUGCCUCCAGUAUUUAGACGUCCAGCAGGAAGGCCUCGAAAAAGAAGGAUUCCUUCUAUUGGUGAAGUUUCAAAGAGCUCAAAAUGUAGUCGUUGUAAGAGAGCCGGUCAUAAUAUUAGAACUUGUAGAUUUGAACCUAUUUGA